AUGGGAAUUUUGGUUCAAACGAACCUGAAAAAGCAAAUUCUUGAAGCUCAACAUGAGGCAUUGAAAUCAGAGAAUUUGAAGGAUGAGACCUUGCAUCACCUAGAGAAGGAAUUCGAAACCCGAGCGGAUGGAGUGCGUUACUACAAGGACAGAGUUUGGAUACCAAGGAAUGACAUCCUUCGGUCUACAAUUAUGGAGGAGGCCCAUCGUUCCAAAUAUUCGAUUCACCCAGGAUCYGAUAAGAWCUAUCACACCAGCAUAGAGUGUGCACCGGACGAAGCCCUAUACAAACGUAAAUGCAGAUCACCGCUUAACAGGGUAGAAAUCAGAGAUAGACAGUUGACAACACCCGAUAUUAUUCAGGAAACCACCGACAAGAUUUCAAUCACCAAGGAGAGACUCCAGACAGCAAGAGACCGUCAGAAGAGUUAUGCGGAUAAUCGGAGAAAGCCGUUAGAAUUCCAAGUAAGGGAUAAAGUACUCUUAAAGGUAUCGCCAUGGAAGGGACUAGUACGAUUCAGGAAGAGAGGCAAUCUAGGUCCCAGAUACAUUGGUCUGUUCGAAAUACUCGAAAGAAUCGGACCAGUUGCAUACAAGCUCAGCUUACCCCCGAAGCUUAGUGCCAUCCAUGACACGUUUCAUGUGUCGAAUCUUAAGAAGUGCUUAGUCGACGAGUCUUUAGUUCUACCUCUGGAAGAUAUUCAAGUUAAUGAACAACUAUGUUUCAUAGAGGAGCCGGUCGAAAUUCUCGAUCGUAAGGUUAAGCAGUUGAGGCACAAACAAAUCCCAAUUGUAAAACUUCAUUGGACUUCGUGGCAUGGACCGGAAUAUACAUGGGAAAGAGAAGAUUCCCUGAGAAGCAAGUACCCACAUCUUUUCCUUAACAAGUUUUGA
Cynara cardunculus var. scolymus (artichoke) is the source of this 894-nucleotide messenger RNA. RefSeq lists its product as uncharacterized. The transcript has 2 exons. Bases 1 to 894 code for a protein of 297 amino acids. NCBI's taxonomy places the organism in Eukaryota, Viridiplantae, Streptophyta, Magnoliopsida, Asterales, Asteraceae. The record is from RefSeq and is a predicted model, not a curated record.